UGCGUGCGGCAGACGACUACGUCAGAUUGCGUUUCGCGUAGUGGCACGGAGUACAAAACAGAUCAGCGGUCGGACUCUCUUAUGUUGCAAUAAUUGUAUAUAUUUGGAAGGUUCUUUUUGUGCAAAGAACACAAAGCAGGAUUAGUUUCUAGUAAAUAAAAUAGAAGUGUUUACUACCGGUUUUUGGUUUUGAAAAUGCAAGAUCCAAAUGAAGAUACCGAAUGGAACGAUAUUCUCAGGAGGAAAGGUAUCAUACCCGAGAAGCAGAAAGAACAUGAAGUUACCGAGGAUCAGAUAGUAAACCUCUUGGAGAGUACGAUAGACGAGAAAACAGGACGUGCUCCAGACAGUUUAGAGGAGAAGACCUUGGACGAGUUAGAUGAGCUGGAAGACGAAGAGGACGAACGUGUUCUGGAGGAGUAUCGACGGAGGAGGAUAGCGGAGAUGAAGGAGCUGGCGAACAAAUCCAAAUACGGGGAGGUGCAAGAGAUAUCCGCGGAGGGUUACGUUAAAGAAGUUAACAAUGCCGGGGAAGACGUUUGGGUUGUUUUACACCUUUACAAAUCCGGUAUUCCACUUUGUACUCUAGUCAAUCAGCACCUUGCCAGUCUAGCGAGAAAGUUUCCUGCCACUAAGUUCUUGAAGAGCAUCUCCACCACUUGUAUCCCGAACUGGCCCGACAGAAAUCUUCCUACAAUAUUCAUCUAUCACAAUGGAAAUAUGGUGAAACAAAUUAUUGGGGCGCUCGAAUUCCGUGGCAUGAAACUGUCUGAAGCGGAAUUGGAAUGGAUGUUGGGGCAAGCAGACGCAGUACCAACGAAGAUCAAGGGGGAUCCUCGGCCCAAGAUCAAUGAUGUUUUAUUUUCAAGUUUGAAAAAUGGAAAUGAUCUUGAUGAUGAUGGUAAUGAUUGGUAAUUUUAUCAAUAUGAAGUCACUAAAAGAUUAAUACGUAUAGAUGCAUAAGUAUUAUCGGACUAAUGGUGUUUCACAUUUUAUUUGUUGUAUUUUAUUAUGUCAUAUAAAUGAACUCAUCAUUUGUAAAAGUAUUUUCGAACCUGCUAUAUAUACACCGUUCAUUUUAAUAAAAUAUUUUAUUAUAAUGUUA
This is a messenger RNA of Wasmannia auropunctata (little fire ant), 1105 nucleotides long. It is a transcript of the gene viaf, whose product is annotated as viral IAP-associated factor homolog. Gene Ontology annotation, cellular component: cytoplasm. The record is from RefSeq and is a predicted model, not a curated record. The transcript has 5 exons. Gene Ontology annotation, biological process: protein folding. The coding region runs from base 196 to 915 and encodes 239 amino acids. Lineage: Eukaryota; Metazoa; Arthropoda; Insecta; Hymenoptera; Formicidae.